Messenger RNA from Amphibalanus amphitrite, 3863 nucleotides. RefSeq lists its product as uncharacterized. The record is from RefSeq and is a predicted model, not a curated record. Gene Ontology annotation, biological process: apoptotic process involved in development; phosphatidylserine exposure on apoptotic cell surface; engulfment of apoptotic cell. NCBI's taxonomy places the organism in Eukaryota, Metazoa, Arthropoda, Thecostraca, Balanomorpha, Balanidae. Gene Ontology annotation, cellular component: plasma membrane. The coding region runs from base 394 to 2817 and encodes 807 amino acids. The transcript has 4 exons.
GCACUCUCCGUGGAGUGGAGUGUCGCCGUGGGCCGGCCGGCGGCAGUGUGGCGCGCGACGGAUAGACGGGAGGGUGCGCGGCCGGUGCUCCGAGGGUGACGAGGGGUAGCGACUCGGACAGCAGAAGACUGGGAUCGUGGACAGGAGUGGACGGAGCUGUGGAUCUCAAGAGUGACCUCACACAGUGUGGAAAACACCGCCAGGACUGGCACGACCGAACUGUGGUGGUUUACUGAACAGGGUGCAACUCUUGAAUGUAUAACCGCUAGAGCAUUCUUCAAGCCUGGAGUCAAAACAGGAAACGACCCACCAGGAAGGCAGAAGGAGCGACUGAGGCCCGCCAAUAACUUUUAAGAUCACGGCCGCAGGAUGACCUAAGCCGCGCCGCCGGCCAUGUCCAAGGAGGGCGAGACGACCGACCCGGAGCGGCGUCGGCUGCGUCAGACGGCCGCCAUUCUGCUCGGCUGCCACCUGUUGGAGCUGGUGCUGACUGUCUGGCUGACGGCUGACCUCUGGAGCCAGCAGCGGCGACCGCUCUGCCUGGCGCUGCUGGCGCUCCUGGUGACCGCUAAUAUACUGGUGGCCGCCGCUAGUCUGGUCUGGGUGCACCGCCAGCUGCGUUUUGGAGAUCGCUGCGCCGGGAGACUGGUCUGUUACCUGCUGCACGCGGUCGGCGGGGCGCUACUCUGGCGGGCGCUGAAGCUCGGUCUGGUGUUUGACGCGCGUGACGUGAGGGAGUUUGCCACCCUGCGGCACCUGCUGGUGCACGUACAAACCCUGCCCGUGUGUCUGGUGCAGAUGUACGCCAGUUACCAGACGGGCAGUAUCGGCGUGUUCCCGGCGGCGCCUGUGGUGGCGUUGCUCGCCGGCGCCGUUACCACGGUCGUGCUCGCCAGCUCUGUAUUCUCUCGCGCCAGCGGCGGAGGAGGGGGAGAGCUGGGGAGGUCCGGGGGCGGCGGCAGCGCUCUGAGCCUGCCCACCCUCCCAGAGCCGGCCGACAGCCCGCUGGCAGUGCCGCGCGGCGCCGCCGCCGACUGGACGGGCGCUGAUGACGCCUGGAGCCGACUGCUGGUGGCCGUGCAGGCUCUCUGUCUGCUCUGGGCGCGGCUGACAGCGCUGGCCACGUUCGCCAGCCUGUGGCUGGGCUGGGCGGUGGGCGUGGUGGCGCUCCACUGGACGCUGGCCGCUGUCUGGCUGGCCGCUCAGCAGUACCUCACGUCCGAGCAGCGCUCGCCGGCCUCCAAGGCCGUGCGCGUGGCCUUCCUCGCGUAUCUCCUCAUCUUCGACUGGCAGGUGAACCGUGACUCUGGCAGCGCUCUGACGGUGUGCGCCCGGCCGCGAGCCGCCGCCGUUUACUACCUGGCCGUGGGCCUGCAGAACGCCGUGCUGCUCGGCCUCUGGGUGGCCUUUUCUGCCCACAUCCCGCACACAAAACUGGCCACGGUGACCGGAGCGGCGGCUACGUUCUCGGUCGGCGCUGUCAUCCUAGUGAUGCUCUACUGCUACUCGGCGGAGACGGCACUCGGCGCGCAACCUGAGCACGUGCUGACGGCGCACGUCGGCGAGAAACCCAGCUCGGUCAGCGAGACGUACGUCGAUUAUAAGCUCGAGGAGGAGAGUGCUGCCGAGAGGAGACGCCGAGUGGGGAAUCUCUACACGGCGUUCCCAGUGCUGUCCAGAUCAGACCGCUCGACGGAUAACCACUCGGCAAACUCCCGUAACACGAACACCCUCUGUGAGCUGGAGGUGGGCCGGGGAGAGCCACUGACGCUGGCGCCGCGGCGGCUGCGCCACGGCUCACCCGGCUCCGACACAGCUAGCUCGGCAUCGCGUGCCGCCGCCGUGGCUGCCGUGGUUGGUCACUGCGUCACCAGUACGCCCAAACGAGCGCCCUGGGAGAAGACGCCGUCACGACCGACCCGACCGUCGAGACAAACGAGGCACGUGUGCGCGCCAGGUGCCGCUUGUCAUUGUCGACUCUUCGACGCGCACACGGGUCUUCAUGUGCUGGAGCCGCGUCAUCCGGCCGGCAGUCACACGGACGGACGGCCGUUCCGAGUUCUGUGCGCCGGCUGUCUGCGCGCACACGACCCACUGCUGACGCCGUGCGCACCGCUGCCGGCCGGCACGGCGCACAUACACGGCGCGCCCACCUCAGUCUCAACCACCGACUACCCGUCCGUGUCAGAAGCCUCUGAGCGGGCGUCUGUCUCCUCCUCAGACGGCUCAGCGCUCUCCUGUUCAACCUACACCACUUGGCCGCCGCGCUCCGUGGGCGGAGAGCCUCUCUCCUGGCUGCUACCACCCGACCUCACUGGCCGGGAGUACGUCCAGGCCUGGCUGGAGCUCUGCGGCCAGCGGCCGCCGCCCGAGGGCCGGCCCAAGAAGAAGCUCUGCCGUCGCCAGCACGCAGGAUGUCCGCAGGUCGGCUGCGGGGGAGUCGGUCAGCCCGUCUCGCCGGCGACACGACCCAGAAAGCUGUCCAAGAAACAGCGGCUGAAAGGCGUCCUGCUGAAGAACAAACUGUGCAGAAGGGCGGGACGGCUGAGGGCGAGGAGCGUCUCUCCACGCCCGAGCGAGGUUCGAAAUAACACGCCACCAGCGCCCCUCGUAGCGGAGAGGCGAACUCCACCAGCGCCGCCCGUGGAGCAGGCAGCAAACCUAGCGCCUCUGGCGGCAGAGAGGCGAACCCCACCAGCGCCACCGGUGGACCAGGCAGCGACACUAGCGCCCCUUGACAAUGCACCGGCGCCCGCACCUCUGCCAGCGAUGAACAAUGUACCGAACUUUGUACAAAAUGUGGAGGCUUACGUUUAGUUAUGUUCAAAUGAUGACCAUUACCUCAGAUUUGCAAGGGAGCUCGCCGAGUGUUGAGCCGCCCGCAAGUACGGCUCUCAGUCAUAGACAGGGUUUUGUCAAGGUUGAAGGGAUAACGACUGCAACCAGUAGAUCAAAGAAAUGGACUUUGUCGUUAGUGCAUAGCGUUCGAUGUUUGCUUUGCAAUGUAUGAUGCUGAUUUUUAUGUUGUCAACGGGUACACUGCCGUGAACUUCGCUGCUUUUUUAAAAUGUUUUCAUUUGUGUAAAUAUGUGUUUCAAGUGCAUAUUUAUUCAGACCUUGGGACAUCGAUGUUCCUACGACUGGUGACGUUUACCGAAUUAUCGAAACCUGCUGUAAUUGAUUGACCGAUGUUUACCUUGUUUACAAUGUCAAUUUCCUUCAUGUGUACGAUCCUGACACAUGAGUCGUGUCCUCGCCCACCUGAUACCCUGUUACUUCAGUCAGCACCUCCGUACACAGCGCUGUAUUUGCGGGCAGCGCUCGCCUUGCUGAGGUUCCUAUCUCCUGCCGCGAUCAGCAGCGCUCACAGCUCUGCCCGUCAAGUUCCUAGUUGUCCCCCAUAGCCUCGAGCUCGCGGUAACCAUGCUGCUCUAGUCAUUGUCCGGGGCGUGCGCAUAUGUUCGACGUGUCUUCAUGUUCUAUCCUGUGAGAUUUUCGGAAGGUGAGGCUGAGUCGCGAGAAACGCAGUCGCUUGGCGGAUAAGUGGGUGCUGGAAAUAUUGCAGAGAUUUGGCACGGCGCCGAGGGUUUAUCAUGUCCUCCUAUAAGUGAUGAGGGUGACCGCUGUUCGCAUGUUGAACGGUACCAGCGAGCUACCGUGAUGGUCGAGCGGUGCUUGGGUCAGUGUGGCCGUAUAGAAACGAUUCGAGAGAUGACUUCGAGAGAUGACUCGGAAAACGACUCGAGAGGUGACUCGAGAGAUUCGGAGUAGUUACCUCCCGACUCGAGCCGCUCAAGAUGGCUCGCGGCUCGACUCUUGCCAGCCUAUAUUGCGGACAGAGCAAUAAACGACUAUAAAAGGGA